This is a messenger RNA of Chenopodium quinoa (quinoa), 905 nucleotides long. RefSeq lists its product as uncharacterized. The record is from RefSeq and is a predicted model, not a curated record. The transcript is spliced from 2 exons. NCBI's taxonomy places the organism in Eukaryota, Viridiplantae, Streptophyta, Magnoliopsida, Caryophyllales, Amaranthaceae. Bases 210 to 740 code for a protein of 176 amino acids.
GAGAUGUAAGUGGCCAAGCAAUACUGAACACGUGGGCAUAACAGCAUCGGAUAACAAAUCCUUUGUCCAUCACAAUUUUCGUUUGCAAAACUAUAGAGAUUGCCUUUCAACAAACCUUUCCCUUUUGAUUGUAGCAAAAUAUAGAAACUAAAUUAAAGGCUGAUAUUAUUCACAAAACUCUGCUCAAAAACAUCAGCAACACACCCAAAAUGGAAGCCUCAGCUGCACUAAGCAGUAGAGGAAUUCCUGCUGUUAAAUUUCAAUGUUAUUCUCAUAAUACUUUCAAUGGAACAAGGGCAAUGCAGGUUUUAUCUAUGGCCACUAAGAAGUCCAACUCGUCAUCGUCCACCAAAACCACUGGCUCUAAAAAGGGUAAUUCGGUGAAGCUGCUGACGCGGGUGGAGCAGCUGAGACUGCUGACAAAGGCAGAGAAAGCAGGGUUACUUUCAGCAGCAGAGAAAGCAGGAUUGUCAUUAACAACAAUAGAGGAACUAGGUCUCUUGUCAAAGGCUGAAGAGUUGGGUGUAUUAUCAGCAGCAACAAACCCGGAAACCCCAUCAACCCUUUUCACGCUUAGCCUGGGGCUCUUACUUCUUGGCCCUGCUUUCGUUUUUCUGGUACCUGAGGAUCACACCUGGGAAAUAGCUGUCCAGGUUUUGGUUGCACUGCUUAGUGUUGUCGGAGGAUCUGCAGCUUUUGCUGCUUCGAAUCUUGUAGCAAACCUACAGAAUAUCGAAUAAUUUUUGCUGAAGAAAUAUAUAUGCUCCUUAUUUGCGUAUUUAUGUAAUUCGUUCAAUCUAUUCUUACCAUAGACUAUACUGCUUGAACUAUUAUAUACUUGGAAGUAUGAAUACAUUUGCUAAGGAUCAUGAAAGGCAUAGGCAUGCAAUCUUAGCCUUGAAAAA